AUAGUUAUCGUAACAGUGAUUAGGGUUGUGUAGUUGUGUGUUCCGCGUCGUGUGGCAUCUAUAAUGGCGUGUGGCUGGUGUGGUACGUGACAUAAGACACCCACACGAUCUGCUCGGACAAGAUGGUCAGCUACCAGACGACCCUGCUGAUGGUUCCAGAACCAACAUGCCGAGACCGCUACAACGUGCAUAACGUGAGCUACUUCCAGACCUGGACUUGCUUCCUGUGCUUCAGUUACCUGUUCCCUGAUCACCUGAAGACAGGUGGGCUGAGGAACAUGAGCUCACAGCUGCUGCAGCAGGUGUUGGAGUUUGAUGUGGAGGACCAGUGUAAGGGGGUGGGGGAGCUGGGGUGUUCCAGACUUCGGCAAUGUUGCCAGGCGGCAAAAGACUGUUGUGAGCAACAGGUCAACCACCCUCUGACCCUGCCGGGAUCAAGCAAACUGUGCCCUAUGACCUGGGAUGGGUUCGCCUGUUUCCACCCUACACCUGCAGGUCACACGGCGAGAGUCUUUUGUCCCUGGUACAUAGCAGAGAGGACUCUAGACGAUAUUGCUGAGAAAACCUGCACGGAGAACGGCACGUGGUGGAGAGAGCCGGGGGACGGGCAAGAAUGGACGGACUACACCAACUGUGUAUCUCUUGAGCGCUACCGAAUCCUGUACCUUGCCGGAGUGUCCUGCAAUAUUUGUAGUAUUGUCUGUCUGUUACCUGGUUGUGCCAUAUUUCUCACGUUCAGGCAGCUGAGGAACCAGCAUCGUAUCCGCAUCCAUCUGAACUUGUUCGUGUCCUUCACCCUGACCAACGCAGUUUCAAUCUGCUGGGACCACGUGAUCUUCCGCGACCGACUGGAGAACUCGCGGGAACAUGCGAGACUACAUCAAAACAUUGCUGUGUGCAGGGUGUUGUAUGUGCUGUUGAGGUACUCGUGGGCCUGCAACUUCCUGUGGAUGUCUCUGGAAGGUUUUCACCUGUACAGGUUGAUCAACCACGCCUUCCACACGCCCAAGUCCAUCGUCUGCUAUUAUUUCGUCGGCUGGUUAUUGCCGUGUGUGCCUAUUGGAAUCUACUCCGCCAUUCGAGGUUUACAGUCACACCCUGGAUGCUGGGUCAACAAUGCUGGCACCAUUGAAUGGAUCCUCUAUGGACCUAACCUCACCUGUAUUUUGCUAAAUCUGGCGUUUCUACUCAUCAUUUUAAGAAUUUUGGUCACACAGAUCCAAACACAUCGGAAUGAGCCGAGCAAUUACAGACGUGCCUUAAAGGCGACCUUUAUCCUGGUGCCUCUCUUCGGCCUUCACCUUUUCCUGAUAGUCUACAGACCUGGCAAGGAUAGUGUGGCUGACUUCACAUACGAGGUUCUAGCUAAAGUCAUCAGUCACUCACAGGGUGCAUUAGUGGCAGUAAUAUUUUGUUUUCUUAAUGGUGAGGUACACAGCCAGUUCGGGGGACGGCACUCCAGGUGGCGCCACUCAAACAAUGACGUCAGGAGCUGCACCUUCUCCACCGGAGACGCGCACCGCCAGCCGCGAGAGGGCACCACUCGUCGUGAGUGCAUUCCUCUCAGCACCGCCUCGGGUGCUCAUACCAGCUCCGAUGACGUCAUAUCCUGCUUCUGGCCGCAGCUCUGUUCAACACGAGGAAAUGGCCGGGGUGACAGACGAUACCAUUAACUGUAACAGUCACGCUAAAUCAUUAACUGUAACAAACAGUCACGCUAAAUCAUUAACUGUAACCAACUGUCACCAUAAAUAAUUAAAUC
Messenger RNA from Physella acuta, 1762 nucleotides. Its product is annotated as calcitonin gene-related peptide type 1 receptor-like. Gene Ontology annotation, cellular component: plasma membrane. Gene Ontology annotation, molecular function: G protein-coupled peptide receptor activity. Lineage: Eukaryota; Metazoa; Mollusca; Gastropoda; Physidae. The record is from RefSeq and is a predicted model, not a curated record. Gene Ontology annotation, biological process: adenylate cyclase-modulating G protein-coupled receptor signaling pathway; cell surface receptor signaling pathway.